This is a messenger RNA of Wyeomyia smithii (pitcher-plant mosquito), 857 nucleotides long. RefSeq names its product lysozyme c-1-like. NCBI's taxonomy places the organism in Eukaryota, Metazoa, Arthropoda, Insecta, Diptera, Culicidae. The record is from RefSeq and is a predicted model, not a curated record. The coding region runs from base 289 to 732 and encodes 147 amino acids. The transcript has 5 exons. Gene Ontology annotation, molecular function: lysozyme activity.
CACGGCAAUGUUAUAGUGCAUGUUUGUUUGUUGCCGGAACCGGUUCGAAUCGAAUUUUUUACGCUUGACGUUCGCGUUCUAUGAAGCUUAAGAUUUCAGUUGAAGCACCAUUUGUGAGUUGUUGUUAUAAGCAAGCAAGCUGAUAGAAGCCAAUACGGUAAAAGAGUACUGAUAGUGAAAUUUAAUGGAAAGUGAAGCGAUUUCCGAAACUUCACAUUGUACAGCUGAUAGUGAACGCCGCCGGCAGGCAAGUAACGCGAAAGCUGGACACGGUUUCCAAAGCGGUUCAUGAUGAUCUGCAGACCAGCUGGCAUAUGUUUUCUGCUGGGCAUCUUUUCGGUGUCAGUGAUGGUGGUAGAUGCCAAAGUGUUCCAGAAGUGUCCACUGGCUAAGCUGCUAGACAGCCAUCAGAUUUCGCGGACGUUGAUUUCGAACUGGAUUUGCCUUGUCAACGCAGAAAGCGGCGGCGACACGUCUAAGAAAGUUGCUCACGAUAAUCUAACUACUAGUUAUGGCAUCUUUCAGAUCAACAGCAAAGAAUGGUGUCGUGUAGGUCGAAAAGGAGGAAAGUGUAAUAAGAAUUGUGAAGCAGCUUUUCUGACGGACGACAUUUCCGACGACAUUGAGUGUGCCAAGAUGAUCCACAAGGAUCAAGGAUUCUCGUACUGGAAGGGAUGGGUCAGCAGGUGCAAACAGAAACCGUUACCGGAUAUCUCAAGCUGUUGGAAUUGAAGGAUUUUGAGAGCAAAGUUGCGGGUUUCUGAAAAAAUAGUUACAAAGUGCAAAAUAGACAUUGCAUGUGAAUUUUUUAUACAAAUAAAACAAUUUGAGAUUGAAGAAUAAAUCUUGUGUAAAAA